GUGAAUUCCACGCGAGUUGCCGUGACAAGCAGUGCCGAGAGUAACUAAUAGAAUUUAAUUCAGUCGCCGGUCAAAAUGAAACUGCAACGCUUACUUCUAGCUGUGGGAUGCAUUUUGGCGCUCUUGCUAGCACAUUCCAGUCGAACAACGGAGGCACGUCACCUGAUCUUCUAUAGUCCACACAGCAAAACAUUAACCGGUCAGCUGCUCAUCUCCCAACGCGUCAAGCGACCCUGUCCGGCAGGGAAAAUGCGCGAUCAUCGUGAUCGCUGCCGACGUGCUGUCAUCUUUGCGAGAAACAAGUGAGAGACAACGCGA
Messenger RNA from Drosophila novamexicana, 318 nucleotides. RefSeq lists its product as uncharacterized. NCBI's taxonomy places the organism in Eukaryota, Metazoa, Arthropoda, Insecta, Diptera, Drosophilidae. The transcript has a single exon. The coding region runs from base 76 to 306 and encodes 76 amino acids. The record is from RefSeq and is a predicted model, not a curated record.